Messenger RNA from Salvia splendens (bonfire salvia), 1014 nucleotides. RefSeq names its product protein SOMBRERO. The transcript is spliced from 3 exons. Bases 41 to 928 code for a protein of 295 amino acids. Gene Ontology annotation, molecular function: DNA binding. Gene Ontology annotation, biological process: regulation of DNA-templated transcription. The record is from RefSeq and is a predicted model, not a curated record. NCBI's taxonomy places the organism in Eukaryota, Viridiplantae, Streptophyta, Magnoliopsida, Lamiales, Lamiaceae.
AACUUUCUACACUGUCAGUUAAUUUUGGUAUGUUUAUUUGAUGCAGAUAAUAUAUCAGAAUAUGAUGGGAGGUGGAAAUGGAGCGCUGUCAGUUCCACCAGGAUUCCGAUUCCAUCCAACAGAUGAGGAAUUACUGUAUUAUUACCUCAAGAAGAAGGUUUCAUACGAACCUAUCGACUUUGAUGUUAUUAGAGAAGUUGAUCUCAACAAACUCGAGCCAUGGGACCUCAAAGAGAAAUGUAGAAUCGGGUCGGGUCCCCAAAACGAAUGGUACUUCUUCAGCCACAAAGACAAAAAGUACCCCACGGGAACCCGAACGAACCGGGCAACGGCCGCUGGUUUCUGGAAAGCGACUGGGAGAGACAAGGCAAUCCACAUGAGCAACUCAAGGAGGAUCGGGAUGAGGAAAACCCUAGUUUUCUACACGGGCCGAGCCCCCCACGGCCACAAGACCGAUUGGAUCAUGCAUGAAUACCGCCUAGACGACGACAACGCUCCUCACCAUGACAUCCAAGAAGACGGAUGGGUGAUAUGUAGGGUUUUCAAAAAGAAAAAUCUGAGCCGAGGGUUCCAGGCGGAGGCGGAGCAAGACGAGCCGAUGGUACCUUUCCAAUAUCAUGCAGUGGGUGGUUGUACCUUGGAGCCCGCAUUCAACCAGCAUCUCCCGCAAUUACUGAGCCCCGAGCAAGCGGGCGUUUCGUCCUCAUUCAUGUCGUCGCUUCCACUGAUGGACUUAAACCUCCUCCGCCCAACACCGGGCGCAAGGCCUUCGUUCAUCCAACAUGAGAAGCUCACCGGAGACUGGUCGUUUCUGGAUAAGCUUCUCACAACUCAGCAGACCGUGGAUCACAUUAACAAGUUUGCCGAUCUGCGCUUUCCCUUUCCAUAUCACGGUCUCGAACACGAUUUCUCCAAAUUUUCCAAGUAGAAUUGUUUUGUUUCUUCUCAAAAUGCACUAUUUUAUCUUUGGACCUCAUCAUGGAAAUUAUAUAUACUGCUCUAUGCUCAUGCCAA